CUUCAUUCCCAUUUCCUCAAAUUUUCCAUUUUCUUUUCUCUAACUACAAAUACUUGGUUCCAAGUUUCAUAUCCUUCAUUGAAGAUCAAGAUUUUAUAAAUGGAGGGUCUUGUACCUUUGGUGUUAAGAGCAUUAAAGAAGAACAGAAAUAGACGCCAAUAUGAGUGUCUUGAUUCUUCAUCUCUAAGCUAUAACAUCACCAUGGCUGAGAUCUACCAUCAUCAUCAUCAUGCACAAAGUGAUGUAGAUCAUCAUCAUCAUCGGAGACAUAAAUCUGUUGAAGAUUUUGGAAACGGGGUUGUUGGUUCUUCUUCAAUAUCAUCACCCCCUCCAAUUUCAAAGCAACAACAACUAAUGAGGUUUAGAAGUCAGAGAAUGUUCUCUUGUAUCACUGGUUCCUAAUCAUAAUUAUAUUCAGGUAGGUUCGAAUCUCGCCUUAUACAAGUAGCAAUUCACUGAUCACGGCAAACUCUUAAAUGUAACUUCGAUUUGCGACAGAUUAAUCUUCGUGCUAUCGGAUUGAAAGAUAUCAUAAAAGAUAAAAAAAAUAUCAUAUUAGUGAAUAGAUAUAAUAAUAAUGAUCCUCUAAUUAAGUUAAUUAGUGGAUGGAUCAUUAUUAUCCAAGUUCCAAGUAAUUUUGCUGUGAUUCUUAAUUAGAAAUUAGUACUUUACUUCCAUAUACAUAAAAACCAAUUAUUGAAAGGGCUGUGUAUUGUUAAUUAAUGUUUUGGGUUAAUUCUUAUUUUGAAUCAAUGCAUAUAUGGUUUCUAAGGCGAUUUAAUUUGGUUUCUAGUAAUUGAGUUUUGGUAUUAAUUUGAUGAAGGUUUUGGUUUUGUGGUUCUUCA
This is a messenger RNA of Arachis ipaensis, 845 nucleotides long. RefSeq lists its product as uncharacterized. The record is from RefSeq and is a predicted model, not a curated record. NCBI's taxonomy places the organism in Eukaryota, Viridiplantae, Streptophyta, Magnoliopsida, Fabales, Fabaceae.